CUGCGUGCCUCGCUGUCUGUCAGAUAGAUCCGUGUUAUGGUGCAGUGUGCCACGUUGUGUUGGAGAGGAGUACUAGUCGGUUUGUGAUUUACUCUGCUACUCUGGCACGGGGUGGAGGUUAACCGUACCCCCGGGACAGCAGCAUGCAGACAGAGGACAUCCUCGGGGGGAUGGAGGACGACGCCGACGGGGAAUGGUACCAGAGCGACCUACAAUUGGCUGCAGAACUAGGAAAGGCUCUCCUUGAAAGAAAUCGAGAACUAGAGACUCACAUUCUACAGAUUCAGCAAGCCAGCCAGGACCAACACCUUGAGAAUGAGUACCUGAACAAACAGUUGGAGACCCUGAGGGAAACCAGUGAUGCACGGAUGCGUGUGUAUGAGGAAUUGGACAAGAAUGCUCAGGAGCUGGAGAAACAGAAUCAGCGACUAAUAAUCGACUCGCGGGGCGAAAAACAAAGAAUAGAAAAGUUGACGGAUACGGUUGAUACAAUGGAAAACAAAUGUGAUGAAUUGCAAAAGAAGAUUGAUGAGCUAAAAACUGAGAGAAAACGAGAGCACAAACAACAAAAACAAGAAUCUCGUCGAGCUGUUAGUUGCGUAAACCUGCGUGAAAAUACAGACUACAUAAAAAACCUGUACAAUGGUGAAAUUCAUUGGACCUACACAGAUCAGUUCAAAAAUUUGCCUCUUAAUCCAUAUGAAGUGGAAAUUAAAAGCUUGCAGGAAACAAUCAAACAGCUGAAGGCUCAGCAACUGAUUGAGCGCAGGAAACGGGAGGAUGUGGAGACAGAAGUCAAGUUAUUGUGGGAGGAAAACGAAUCUCUGGAAGCCAAAGUGAAAGAUUUGGAUAAGAAGGUAAAAAUAACUGAAGGGCUUGAAGAGGAGUUACAGAAGGUGAAGUUAAAUGCUGGCAAGGUUUGUCAUCUGUGUGGUAAAUCAUUGGAGAAGGUGGUUCAGAAGUCAGCUCUGGAGGCUGAGGUAGAGCAUGAUGAACCAGAAGUGAAGCAUACAGGGAAACUGAUGAGGCUGGGAGGUGGUGGCAGUGUGUACGGCAGUACAGAAUCUGUGAGUAAGAUCGCACCAGACUCCCAGCCCAUCUCACCAGAGGAACCAGACUCUCACAGUGUGUCCAUACUCAAUGAACUGGAAAACCAGUACCAGAAUUUAUUUGAGAAGUAUGAAGAUUUGCUGCAAGGCAGAAAAAGAUCAAGUUUUCAUGAAUAUGAGGGUACUGAAGAGACAUUUGAUGAAGCUCUUAACCGUCAUCUGGCUGUUUCCCAUAAAGAGGUUCAGACAUUGCUUAAGUUACAGAAACAAACAUGUGACACGGCAUCAGGUGGCGCCACUUGUGCUGAUGAACUGGGAAGUCCCCCAGAAUACAAAAUAUUGUUCCGUGAUAUUUUUGCUACCUUGAAAAAAUCUCGAAUUGAGGAAGGUGGUGAACAAAUGACAUCAUCCCACUCUACACCAGCAACAAGUCCUGUCAAUUAAAUGUAAACAAGUCACACACUAUCUGUCAUUCGGUCACACUUUACAGUGAUAGUAUGACACCUGAACAAUACAUUAAGAGCAAUAACUCCCAUAAGACAUACAGUAUUUACAAAGUUCACAGACUCCUCGUCGGCAAUUUUCAAGGAAGCACUUUUAAGCCAAGAACACUUCUCCCAUACAAACCUUAUAAAAAGAAUUGAAAAAUAAUAGCUAUUUCCUUCCUAAAUUUAUUUAAACAUGUAACAGGAAACAAACAUAUUUUUUGUUUGUUCAUAUUAUAUUUAUAACAUUACAUGUUUUCUGUGCUUUAUAAUGGGACAGAGUUCCGAGUCUCCAAGGUUUUAACAAAUGUCAAUUGUACCAAGAGCUAAUUUUUUCUGCUUAGCUCAAUUUGUUUUGAAUGCCUGACAUCACCAUGAAAUAGAGGUUUACAAUAGUGAUACAUUAUAUAUGUCUAGCAGUUAAGCACUUAUUUUACCAAUUUUACAUGUUUAUAGAGACAAACAAAAUAACUAUAUACAUAUUUAUAAACAUAAACUGAUAUAUCUCAGAAUUUAUGGUCUGCAUUCUACUUUUGGCUUGCAUCUUCAUAGAGAUUGGGUUCACCAUAAAAGCCUUAAGGCUACAGAACCCAGGACAUGAACUGUUUUAUAACAACUAACGAAAGUUUAUUGAAAGUUUUUUCAAGAAUAGCUUUCUGCUUACUUCCAGUUUUAUUCCUAUUUUAAUAGAACUCCAGCUUAAUCAUCAUUUCGAGCAGGACCAAUGUACAAUUGACAAAUUUAAAUUUUAGAAAAUGCAAUAAUUCAUCCCUUAAUCACAAUAGAACAAAAUUAUCAAAUGAGUUCAAACUUAAGUGUAUAUUCUAGUCAGGGUAGUGUUGGUAGCACUCGUAUACUUAUGGGUUAAAUUAACAUGUUCCACUAGUCUAGGACAGUAUUUAAAUACUGUGACAUAUACCAUUGGCACUAAGUAGUCUGUAGUGUAUAUUGUUACUACAUUCCUCAAAAUAACUAUCAUACAAACGUAUACAGUUUGGUCACGUGACAAUGCAAGACCUGUUGAUAUUCUGUAAUGAUAUUUUGUACUGUGUUUCUUACCUAUGUAAGUAGGAAUGAUAUUUUCUAAUAGUUAUAUUAAAUACUCCUAAAGAAUGUGUAGGCAUGUAUGUUAUGUAUAGUUGUAUGUAAAGCUGCAGAGUUGUCUUAGAAUGUUAGGCUCCCUUGUUUGAUAUUUAUUGCAUGCCACUCUGCCAAAUAAUGGAGGGACCACGGUGGCCGCGUGGGUACUUAUCACAGGUCGGUGCAAGUUUUUCUCUGGAUACUCUGGCUUUCCUCCACCACGAAAACCUGACUCAUCCUAAAAUGACCAUAGCUGUUAUUAGGACCUGAAACACAAACAAUCCAAACCAAAUAAUGAAGGGUCAUUCCAGCAAACAGGGUGGGAUCACUGCCAUAUUGUGUGGGGUCACUUCACCAGAUAGCUUGCUGUGUCAGUUUCAAAUACUUGAUUUUCUUGAGAGGAACAGUUCAACUUUUGUCUGACAUUCUUAACAAAAUUAAUUCUCUGAGAUACUUUGCAACAAUAAGUUCACUGAGAUACAAGAAAUAUUUUAGUUUUGUGUUACUUAAUUAUGCAUAUUAACAGAGCACUAUUGUAGAUGUACAGUUUAACUUAUUUUUAACUGAUUAUAAUGAGCCAAAACAAUCAAAGCUUUCCUUACUUAUUUUCUGUAUAUCACCAGGGUGUUUUAUCAGCAUUGAUAACUUUACAGCACUGUGUCAGUGACAAUGAAUUUUACUACAAUGAAAUUAUUUUAUUGUGUUAAUGACAAGGUGGUCAUAAAGACUUAUUGUGUUGAUGACAAGACUUAUAUAUAAUAACUAUAUUCAGCUUAGUGUUGCAGUAUUCUUAUUAGCUUUGCUAGUAUUCUGUUAUUUUAAAAACAUUGUCAGUCAUGGGACCGGAUAGUCUCAGGACUAAUUUUCAUAGACACUGAUGUUUUUUUUUAUGAUAGAUAAGUCAAAGUCAAAAUUAAAAGAAGCAUUAUAAUACAUAUGCAUGUGUUAUGUUGGCUGUGUGUUUAAUAAGUUAAUUGUCAGUGAUAGAUGUGGCUAUAGGCACAUGUGAUAACUCUGUGAUAAAGUGUUGUAGUAUGGCUAAAGAUAUAUCUCAUGUUCUCUUCAUGCUCAUGCCGACAUUCUGUUCAAAUUACACGUCAAAAGAAGGACCUAAAUCCUGUCGUCCUACGUUGUAUUAAACAUCGUUAGUGACAUGUGGUAGACGUUCCAUUUGAUCAUACUAUAUAUAUGUUAAUUACUAAUCAUUGAUAUUGAUUUAACCUAUAUAUAAGAAUCCUAUCUACAGUCAAACUUGAUCACUAUGCUUGAUAAUAAGCCCACCCCUAUUAAGGAUAAUAUUGGAAGCCAAGCCCUCAUCGUAUAUACAUUGUAGUGUUUAACCAUCUUUAACAAGUGAAUAUAAAAUUGAACAUUUUCUGCAUGUAAUGAUUACCAUUUUGGUUCACUACAAUAAUAUUCCCUUUCAUUAACAUGUUAACAUGUCAUUAAAUGUAAUAGACAAAAAAGAAUCAAUAGAUUUCCUUAUUUGUGGUUGAUCUUCCAAUUUGCAAAAAUGAAAUUACUGCUGCCUUUAUGUUGUCACAAUACUAGUACUAAGGGAAAUAACUCUGGCGGACUUGAUGCGUGUUACACUUAGCUUUGCUUGUAUUACUUUGUUAUUGAUGAAGAUGUUCUAGGCCAUACACAUUUAUGUAAUAUGUUGUAGUAAAUGAAACUUAGAUACUUGCCAUGUAGUGUUUCUCGAAGUAGUGAGAAAUCAAAGAGUUUUUAUAUAUGGAACAUUUUAAUUGACCGGAUGUUGAUAUUGGAACGGUUUUUAUAUUUUUGUCAUGUUGUAAAAAGGUGUGUCAAGAUUUGUAAAAUACAAAUUGAACAGUUCAGCAAAGGUUUUAGCAUAGACAAUAGAUAUGUUUAUAGAAAUUUGUCGGUAGAAAGCAUAAUGAUACAAAAGAUAAUUACAUCCAACAAUUUACACCUGCUCUCAUCUUCUUGUUUUAUAGGUGUUAUAUUAUAAGAUAUGUGUUAAACAUAUUUGGAAUAGAAUCAAUAUGGAUAGACAUAUUUACCUGGACACAUUGACGCAACCUAUGAUGGGCUUUAUUUUCAUUUAUGCUAACACAAUAGUAACGUGCAAGGAUGAUGGGGAAAUGAUAAUGUUGUUUUGUAACUUGACAUCUUUGUGUACCCAGUUUUAAGUGCUGAAUGUGAGGAUCAUUUAAGAUACAGUAUUUUUAAUUAAUAUACUGUUAAUACUUAGUCAACAUGGUUGUUUUGAUACAAUUAAUUUUAUAUAUUGUGUGAAAUAAUAUGUUACAAUAUAAAACGCAAAGUGAUUACAGUUGUACUAGAAAUUUGUUGUAGGUACAAUUCCUGGUGUAUACCAGACAGGACAGGAUCCUGACAUACACUUGUGUAAAAUUAUGGACACAUAACACCACUAUAAAUCAAUUCAUUCUUUAAUAUUUUUUGUUAUGCUUUAGAUAUUUUCUUCUGCUGAUAGUCUCCAUAACAUUAUUUGAAGAUGAUUUCAAAUUAUUUCAUUGGCAAUUUAUAUACAUUGUAUGUCUCCUUUACUUUGCAUUUUGGUACAUGUAUACUGCCUCAUGUUUCAUUUGUUCCCACCAUAGCACUGCAUUUUUCAUGUCCCUUCCUCUCUACGAUUCCUCUAGAGUUUUCCUUCACAUAUUGUCUAUCACUUUGGCUAGUGCCAUUUUUGCUACCAAUUUAUCAUGCUGGACAAAAGGUAGGGUAAACUGGAGUUCACUCUGUAAGUAUGUAAGUACAUGUACAAUGUAUUACAAUAUUACCUGUAACAAAAGACAUAUAUAAAAUUAUAUUGUGUAGUAUGUAUAUAUACAUCUCAGCUGUAAUACAGACAGGAAACUAUUACCUGUAACAUAGACAGGAAACCUUUACAUGUAAGUUAAUAUAAAUAGGAAACUAUUACCUGUAAUAAAGUCAGGAAACUGUUAUCUGUAAUAUAGAUAGGAAACUAUUACCUGUAAUAUAGACAGGAAACUAUUACCUGUAAUAAAGUCAGGAAACUAAUUUCUGUAAUAAAGACAGGAAAUUAUUACCUGUUAUACAGACAGGAAACUAUCACCUGUAAUAUAUACAGGAAACUAGUACCUGUAAUAAAGACAGGAAACUAUAACCUGUAUUAAAGACAGGAAAAUAUUACCCGUUAUGUAUACAGAAAACCUGUUUUAAUAUUAGCUUACAUGAUUAUAACUUAAAAGCUAAUCUUACACCUAAGUAAGAUUAAGCUAUUGUAAAACUAGUGGUGAAUAUAACUUUAACAACUCCUUAUGUAGCUUGCACAAGUGUGGCAUUUCUUUUGAUUGUUACUUUGAAGGUGAUGGGACAGAUCAAAGUCCAUCUCAUGACUAGGACUACAAUCUCUGGAGGCAAAUGACAUCAGCAUAUGACAGUUUCCUUUACUUGAAAUAUAAGAGUUUAAUAGUAUGAAACACUGUGAAAAAACUAUCAUUAUUCUGACAUAUUUUAUAUGUAUGGAUGGUAUUCACCAGGAAACCAUUAAAUACCCUUUAACAACAUUAUAGUACUAAUGUAUACAUGUACUAUGUUACUAGCCAUCAAUUUUGUUACUUUAUAUGUUUAUGAAUAAAUUGUUUGGUAUGAAG
This is a messenger RNA of Mizuhopecten yessoensis (Yesso scallop), 6219 nucleotides long. Its product is annotated as cerebellar degeneration-related protein 2-like. The record is from RefSeq and is a predicted model, not a curated record. NCBI's taxonomy places the organism in Eukaryota, Metazoa, Mollusca, Bivalvia, Pectinida, Pectinidae. The transcript is spliced from 4 exons. The coding region runs from base 144 to 1493 and encodes 449 amino acids.